UGCUUCACACCAGCGCAAAGCCAACCCUACUAUGUGUGUCCGUGUUCCACGAGACGGGUAAUAGAUGCUGGCAGACUUCAGAAAUGGGUUGAAUUCAAAACGCACUUACACUUUACCGAUGCAGCGAGGUCAAUGCAACUCGGAUCAUAUUGGCUAACCGUCCAGGCACCAACUUGUAUCUGUGCAUGGACCAGUUUUGGGGAGCCAUGCACUUAUCUGGGGAAGCGCUUUUGGCUGCAGAAAGCUCAAUCAGUCCCAUGCCUUACAAUUGGACGAUAAGUUUAAAACCCACGAGCCAGUCCGGGAUGAUAAAGUCCCACGGGAACACGACCAGCGGUUUUGGAAACUUCAGCGACCCGUUUGGCCGGGACGAGGAGGUUGCUAAGAUGGAGAUUACCUUGCUUAGCGUGACCUUUGUUGUAGCUGUGGUGGGGAACCUGAGCGUCCUGCUGGCCAUGUACACAAGCCGACGGAAGCCCUCGCGCAUGCAUCUGUUCAUGAAGCACCUGAGCCUCGCGGACCUAGUGGUUGCUUUUUUCCAGGUGCUGCCGCAGCUCUGCUGGGAGAUCACAUUCCGCUUCUACGGACCAGACUUCCUGUGCCGCAUUGUCAAGCAUCUGCAAGUGCAAGGGAUGUUCGCGUCCACUUACAUGAUGGUGAUGAUGACGUUGGACCGCUACAUCGCCAUCUGCCACCCGAUGCAAACACUUCACCAGCCCACACAGCGGGCUUACAUAAUGAUUGGGACCACUUGGUUGUGUAGUCUUGCUCUGAGCAUGCCCCAGUAUUUUAUAUUCUCCCUGAGCGAGGUCCAUCCAGGCUCGGGCGUGUACGACUGUUGGGGACACUUCAUCCAGCCGUGGGGUGUGCGCGCAUAUGUCACCUGGAUCACCGUCGGCAUUUUCCUGGUUCCUGUGGUGGUGCUCGUGCUCUGCUAUGGCUUAAUCUGCCUAACCAUCUGGCGAAACAUCAAGUAUAAGACACGAAAGGGCAGUAGCGGUGUGGCACUUUCGUCCAAGAACCGGUUGCUGGAAAAAACUUCGGUCAGCAGCAUCAGCACAAUCUCACGCGCCAAGCUUCGUACAGUGAAAAUGACAUUCGUGAUUGUGCUGGCAUAUGUGGUGUGCUGGACUCCGUUUUUUACGGUGCAGAUGUGGUCAGUGUGGGACAAAAGUUUCUCCUGGGAUGACUCCGAGAACACUGCUGUCAACCUCUCGGCUCUGCUGGCGAGUCUGAAUAGCUGCUGUAACCCGUGGAUCUACAUGAUCUUCAGCGGGCACCUUCUCUCUGACACUGUCCUCUGUCUGCCGUGCUGCCGGACGCUGCGCCACAGGUUUGGACAUCAGGAUUCGGACAGCAGCAUCCGCCACACCACACUACUUACCCGAGUAACACCCUCGGCCCAACCCCAGCGGAGCUUCGAGCAAAGCUCCUGCAGAGACUGCAUGAAUCACUCCGCUAGAAACUGUCAACCAAUCCCCGUGGAGCUUUGACUGCGCGACGGUAAUCAAGUUCCAUGUGGUUCCGCUUAUGCACUAUAGGCUAUUAUAGUGACGGGAUUGUGUUUAUGGGGAGGCUUAAUGGAAACAACAUGAAUUAUACUGUUUUCCAUCUCUGAUGGAUUUGUGUUUCCGCAUCCGCAUCAAUCAUUUAGGAGAGAUGUGGUAGGCUACAACUGUGUAGGCGCAUUGUCUGUAUCUUGUCUACUUGUUGAACGUAUAAACAGACACAUUUAGGACAUCGUUUAGCACAGAGAGAUCUUUAUGCUUAAGGUUCAGUGGCAUGCAGUGAUAUCCGACCCCGUUUCCAAAAAUGCUGGUACGCUGUGUAAAAUGCA
Messenger RNA from Esox lucius (northern pike), 1837 nucleotides. RefSeq names its product arg8-vasotocin receptor. Gene Ontology annotation, cellular component: membrane. The transcript has 2 exons. The record is from RefSeq and is a predicted model, not a curated record. Gene Ontology annotation, biological process: G protein-coupled receptor signaling pathway; regulation of systemic arterial blood pressure by vasopressin; positive regulation of vasoconstriction. Gene Ontology annotation, molecular function: peptide binding; vasopressin receptor activity. The coding region runs from base 186 to 1493 and encodes 435 amino acids. Lineage: Eukaryota; Metazoa; Chordata; Actinopteri; Esociformes; Esocidae.